UCAGGUUCACGCAAUCUACAGCAACUGUGGCUGAAUGCUUCAAUCAUUUCUGUACCAUCGUGGUAAGUGGGACCCACCAUUUACCAACAAAUUGACACAAGAUUCAACUUACCAAAAAAAAAAAACCCGUUUUGUUAGAGUGUUUCUUCUAAAACUUUGUUAUCCUUACAUUUGCAUGAAGAAGAAUUUAGAUGCUAAAUAUUGUCUCAUUUCUGGGUAAGCCGAAAAACGUUUCAUUUUCUUUGUGAGAUUUUCUUAAGACUGGUAUCACCAUUCUCGAAUAAUUCUGCAUGCUAAGAUAAAUUCACUGCAUAUAGCGAUGUUUGUUGAAAUUUAAGAAAAGAAAAUUAUGUGUGUUUAGAUAUUAGUGUGUUUAAGUAUAACUGCAUGUUUAAGUUUUACCGUGUUUAAGUAUUAUCGUGUGUUUUCGUAUUCCCGAGUGGACGAGACAUCUUAUAGGACAGCGCUGCUAGAACUUUUCCGCUGGACGGAUCGGCUGGAGUGAUCAACGUUGGCGCAGGAAUCGUUCGCUAAUGUUAUGAAUAACCUGUUAUUGUUUUUUUUGGAAUGGUUUCUGGACGGCCCGCAGACCAAUGGCAGUCCACGGAAACUGGACAACGAGACCGCGGGGACAUACGUUACUGUUUUGUUUUGACUUCUUUAGCGCUAGAGCAUGGGUAACAAAUUUUUUUUUUAACAGUGGACCAUGUAACUGAUAAUAGGACGAGCGGUGGCCGCAUAAUCAUUCUGUGCAAUACUUGCAAGCCAGAACGAAAGCUGUUGGGGGGGGGGGGGAGCAAAAAAAAGAAAAAAGAAUUCCGUGUAAACCAUGGGGGAUGGGCGGGGGAUGAAAAAAAAAAAAAAAAAAUAACGAAAGCUGUUGGGGGGGGGGGAGACAAAAAACGUAGUAAGUAUUCCGUGUUAACCAUGGGUGAUUGGCGUGCGAUGUAAAAAAAAACAAAACAAAGACAACCAUCAUAUUUAUUUACUAAAAAAUUAAUCAACAAAGGCGACGUUAUUAAAAAGAUAGUUACAUCAGACCUAGUGUGCACAUAUCCGAAUCUCACAAGCUAAAUUGCAAAAAAACAAAAAAAACAAAAAAACAAACCCAGAAUAGUUAGAUUUGUGAAACUGACGUUUGGCUUUCAAUAUAUCAACAAUGUGUGGUUUGGAAUUGCUGCAUCCAAUCAGGGGCAUUGCUGCAUCCAAUCAGGGGCAUUGCUUUCAAAUGUUCAUCAGUCAAUCUCGUACGAUGUGUUGACUUAACCUACCUCAUUUUUUAAAAAAAAAAUGUUUGCUCCAAGAUAUAAGUUAUUCCACUAGCCGGGGAAGGAAUUGGGAGAGUUCGACAUUAGCAUAAAUUACAAAAAAAAGAAGAAAAUAUAUAUAUACAGUUACAAUAAUCUAAAGCUGAUAAUGGUAAAUUUAAGGCGCAUUGCAGGCAGGAGGUCUCCAAACAUGUGAAAAUCUCCUAGUAUUCGAAAUUUAAAUUUAAAUUUAGUAUUUAAAUUUGAAUUGUAUCACAACUAUCGUGUUCCAUAAGUUUUAUCAAGCAAAUUCAAGUACCGUCGACGGGCCUGAUGAACUGGCGUCGCUUGCCGGAUCCGGCCCACGGGCCGUAUUUUGGUUACACGUGCCGUAAAGGCUUAUUUGUUUGUUUUGUGAAAUAUCUUAUUGUAACAGAGCGAUGGGACAAUUUUUAUAGGGACAUAAUGGAUGGGGGCGAACGCUAUAUAUUUUUUGUUGAUAUUAUGAACAUAUUUGUAAAAAAAAAAUUAAAGGUAUGUUGCUUUUAUUACCGAGUUAUUAAACUAAACCUAGAUGAACUUUAUGGAUGGCGAUGAAAUACUAAUGUAUUAUUAUACUUAUAUGUAUUGAUCAAAGGGUCGAUGAGUUUGCAAACAAUACCAUGAGAUUAGUGAUAUGGCGUUGUUUCCAACAAGGACUCCCAUAUUGGAGAGCAAUGGCUGGCAGAGUCGUUCUGGAUCACACAACCACAUGAAAUGGGGCAUCACAGAUACAAAUCAACUUAAAGGUAUUAAAAAAGUUCAGCCGAAGAUGGUUCAAAUGAUUGAAACUUAGUUUUGUUGUCAGCCAGCUAUUUUUGAAAAAUUCCAAUUUUAAAAGCUUUAAAACUUUGAUUUGGAACUUUUAAAAAUAUAUAUAUAUAUAUUUAUAAAUUUCCAAUAUAAAUAUCAUCUCGACUGUUGUAGGGCGUCUGUGGGAAGGGCUUCGGGUGGGGCAUUUUGCCAAUCCGUCUCAUUUUUACGUGCGCCUGUUUCGUUCAACGAAAUAAACUAUAUUAGUAUAUUACUCUAUUCGUAUUUUACUCUUUUACUAUAUUAGUAUUUACUAUAUUACGAACUCACAUUCCAGAUGCAUAGUGUGUCUUUGGUUGCUCUUGUGAAGGAGCGGCGAUAAAAGAUCUCUUAACUCGGGCGUUACAAACUCAUUGCCUAGUUUUGAUUUAUGUAAUUACGUCUCAGGCCAUUGAAAAGUUAUUUGGUUUCGAUAUAAAUAUGUCUCUUAUUGAAAUGUCAUUGAUUUCUAGUAUAAAUAUAUAUUUCUAAGCUAUUGUAAGGCCAUGGUUUCAAUUGUAAAAACGUCAGUAGGUUAUACAAAGUACCGCGAGCCAUAUGCAGAACCAGGUCCCAAAAGUGACAAGUAUUAUACAUUCCUGGGUUGCCAAGACCAGGCCAAUGAUCUGGAACCAGGUCCGGGUGUUUACAGAUAAAAUAUAUGCACAUUUAAACAUAUUUUUGGUAUAUUUUACUUGAAUUAAACUACUAAUAAUAAAUGUGGUUGUUGUUCUUCCGUCAAAAUUGACAAGGAACAUCGAGUCAUCCGGUUAGGGGUGAGAGUUGGUGACGGUGAGCUCGUAGGUGGGUUGCUAGACCGAUCCGUUCUCGGAAUAAUCUCUGGUACCGCGGGCAGGGGAUAGUUUCCGCAGUCCAUGAUCUAAUGUUGCCUGCGUGUCUCAGCUGUGGUUAUCCCACUGGCUUCAUGAGAUUGAGCCCCUUUCUUGACAGCUGCUUUCCACCUGACUCUGUUCUGGGCUGUUCUGGGCUGUUCUGGGCUGUUCUGGGCUGUUCUCACCCAUUGAGUAGGGUUGACGCUGAAGGCCUUUAGUGCCUCAUUUAGUGAGCCUAUUUAACGCUUUUUUGACCUUCUUGGAAGCGCUUGCCUAUCGUGAGUUCUCCGAAGAAUAUUUGUUUUUUUUUGUGGUCUUCCAUACGUGCUACGUGUCCCAUCCAACGGAGUUGAGACUGCAUCAGGGUGGUGAAGAUACUAGGUAGGUUGGCUUUGGCGAAGUCUUCAGUGUCAGGAAUUUUGUCUUGCAACAUGAUGCCGAGGGGUUUCCUUAGGCAGGUCGUGUGAAAAUGGUUCAGUUUCUUGGCGUGACGCUGGUAGACUGUACACGUUUCACAUCCGUAGAGCAGUGUCGGGAGGACUGCUGCGCUAUAGACCUUGCUGCGCUAUAGACCUUGCUGCGCUAUAGACCUUGCUGCGCUAUAGACCUUGCUGCGCUAUAGACCUUGCUGCGCUAUAGAACUUGCUGCGCUAUAGACCUUGAUCUUCGUUUCUCGUCUGAUACCCCUCUUGUGCCAAACAGUGCUGCGGAGCCUGCCAAAUAUGGUUCUAGCUUUUGCGAUUCUGGCAUUCAUUUAAUCAUCCACGACGACAGAUCUGGAGAGCGUGCUGCCCAAGUAAGUAAAUUUAUCCACCGGGUUGAGACGCUGUCUGCUGAUGAUGAUGUAGGGUUCAACGUAGGGCUUUCUGGGAGCUCACUGAUAUAGAAACUCAGUAUUUUUGUGUUGAUUGUGAGGCCAACGUUAUUGUAGGCCUAAGAGAAGAUAUCAACGCUGUGUUGCAUGAUGGCUUCUGAUGCAGUGUUGAGGGCACAAUCUUCAGCAGACAGAAGCUCGUUGAUGGUGUUACGAUUGACCUUGGUUUUAGUUUGAAUCCUCCUAAGUUUGAAGACUGAUACAUCAGUGCGAAACCGGAUUGGCAAGCUCGUGGUGUAGUCCUUGAAUGCAUCAAACCGCAUUGCAGAAUACAUAAUACUGAAGAUUGUUGGAACCAGGACAUAGCCCCGCUUCCCACCGUUUGUGACGAGGAAUGCUUGAGAUGAUUGGCCAUUGUCCUGAAACCCGGGCCAUCAUGAAAAUGACGGAUGAUGUUGGUGAACAUGUCUGGGCAUCCGUACUUUUUCACGAUUUUCCAUAGGCCACCUCUAUUGACCCUGUCGAUAAAUGUGGAAUAUAGGUCUGUAUUUUGCUCCUGACAUUUCUCUUGACGCUGCCUAGCAGCAAACACCAUAUCGAUAGCUCCACGUUUUUUGCGGAAACCGCAUUGACUUUCGGAUAUGAGACCUAGCUCCAGAUGUGCAUUCAGGCGGUUAAAAAGGGCUCUGGCCAAGAUUUUUCCUGCAAUGGACAGCAAUGAAAUUUCGCUGUGAUUGUUGCAGGCCUGGUGGUUUCAUUUAUGUUUGUACAGGUGGAUAAUCGAAGCAUCCUAUAGGUCUUGUGGUACAGUUUCAGUCUGCCAGAUGAUCUGGAAUAGAUUCAAUAGCUUAUCCGUAAGCACUGGUCCACCUUCUUUGUAAAUUUCAGCAGGAAUUAUGUCAGAGCCAGGUACUUUGCCAUUGAUCAUUUGGUGGAUUGCGGUCUGUAUCUCGACCAAAUUUGGGACAGCGUCCAGUAACUUUUUCGUUUGGAACUGGAGCAGUCUUUCAAUGGCCUCAUCAUAAAUGAUGGAAGGCGUAUUGAGCACACUUUCAAAGUGUUCCACCCAUCUUUACAAUAUUUUCUCCUUGUCUGUGAUGAGUGUAGAACCAUCGCACUAAGGAGAGGAUAAGAGCCUAAAAAGGUAACUCCAUAGAUUUCUCUCAUGCCACGAUAGAAGUUAUUCAUGUCUUUCUUGUCUGCAAAGCCCUGAAUUUCAUCAGCUUCUGCACUCAACCAGGAAUCUUGCAUCUGGCGAAGUUGCAACUGGACCUUGCUGCGGAUGCUCUUCAGUGCAGCUGCCUUAGCUGUUGACAUUGGGUCAUCAUUGAGGAACUUGUACGCCCGACAUUUAUGCUCAAGUAAAAUUUGGAUUGCUGUGUUGUUUUCGUCAAACCAAUCAUUGUGUUUCCUGGUAGAAGGUCAGCGGCCGGGUUAUACAUCGUCUCAUGAAGUGUGGUCCACACUUUUUCCGCGUCCUGGUGAUGGUACCAAGGCGUUCAUCCUGGUUGUCAACGAGGGUUUGUCUCACAUUAAGGAUCUUCAGGGUACUGAUGUUGAGGAGUUUCGCAUCUUUGUUGACCUGAGCUCGUCUCUUAGUUUGGAUGUGAAUUUUCAUCUUUUAAACGAUGAAGCAGUGAUCCGUCAUGAAUUCUGCGCUGCACAUGGCCUUAGUAACUCUCAAGUCCUGCCGGUCCCUAAUACUGACGAUUACAAGAUCUAUUAGGUGCCAGUGUUUUGAACGGGGGUGCAUCCAGGAGGUCCUGUUGCGCGUAGGCAGGCUGAAGGAGGUGUUUGUUAUUAGAAGGCCGUGUUCAGCGCAUUUUCUGAAGUAGCAGCAGGUUGUUGCUGUUGAAAUUUCCAACACCAUACUUCACAAUCACUCCUCCCCCACUCCUCCCCCUCCCCCCGAAGAUGUAAUAACUGCCAACAUGUGCAUUGAAAUCUUCAAAUAUGAUGAAUUUGUCAGCAGUCGGUGUGGAGGAGAUGACGGUGUUCAGGUCUUCAUAAAACUUAUCUUUGGUCUCUUCUGUGUUUGUCAUGGUGGGUGCAUAGGCACUGACUAAGUAGCAGACUUCUUUCCAUGGCAGAGGGGUAGUUUCAACGUCAUUAGACGGUCAUUGAUACCUUUUGGAGAGCUGUGGAGCUUUUGAUAGCAACGCCAACACGAGCUUCUCACCUUGCGUCAGGGUCGCGUCGACGCCAGAAGAAAGAAUAGCCAGCAAAUCUUUCUGUGAGUUCACCUUUGCCAGAGAGUCUGGUUUAUCUGAGGGUGGCGAUGUCUAUAUUGUAUCUGGCAAGUUCAUGGGCAAUGAGCGCUGCGCGCCGUUGAUGUCUUUUUGUAGCGUUCCUGUCAAGGAGUGGGUGGAUUUUGCAUGAGGCAACUGUAAGUGAAAUGAUGUCUAUCUUUGAUAUUCGACCGCCACAAUUGGAUCCCCUCUGACCGUGUUUAGCCGGCCAGGGUGUGAAGGAGCAGGCAAUGUUUUGGGCUCCUAUUCUAGACCCUUCCUAGUGCAUUUAGGAGAGCCUGCCUUUUGCCACAGGAUGCUGGGUGUUGGAUGACUAAUGACUUGCGCGGGUGACUUCCGCUAAACGAAACUGCUAAUAUUUUCAAAGAUCCUAAUUGUAUUCUUGUUGCUUAUUGUGUGUGAUUAUUAGCUUUAGACUAUUUAUAACACGCUAAACAAUGUCUGCGGAAAUGCGUGAUCUUCCCUUCAACUAAAGCUGCUCGACAAAAACAAGCAUUCAAGAAACGUAUUUAAUAAGAAUCCCAAUCACUGCUACCCCUCCGCCUCCCAUCCAGUUACGUAGCCGCAGACUGUUCAUGAGCUGAACUAAAUUAUUAUCAUGAUUUGAGUAGCUUAUUAGUGUUGUAAAUCAAUUAACUUCCAUUCAUCCUGAUCGCUACUGAUCACAUACCUGCAGUAUUCACUUUUCACAUUGGUUUGAACCCAUUUCUCAUCAUCUAUAGAUGCGUCCUGAAUUGUUAAUACGCGGGAUAGGACCCACCCGUUAUUGUCAUAAAAUACCCAGACCCAGUAAGCAGAUUUAAAAAAAAAACUGACCCGACUCAGCCCUAAUUAAAAAAACAAGGUUCAUUUUGUACAGUUUUUUUUUUCUUUUUCGUUAAACAGCAAUGGUUUCUUUCAUAAAUAUGUUUGUUGGUCGUUUAAAGGCCCUGAGCUUUCUUUCAUAAAUUAUGUGUUUGUUUGUCGUUAAAAGGUGUUUCGUUUACAAAUACGUUUGUCGGGUGGUAAAGGACUGAGGUUUCUUUCAUAAACAUGUGCGUUGGUCGUUAAGAGGCGCUGGUUUCUUUUAUAAAUAUGUUUCUUGGUUGUUAAAAGAACCUGGUUUCUAUUGUAAACAUGUUUCUCGGUUUUUUAAAAAGCCCUGGUUUCUAUUACAUAUAUAUAUUUCUUGGUUAUGAAAAUACCAAGCUUUCCUUUAUAAACAUAAAUCUCUUUGUUACUAAGAGGCGCUUUUUCUACGUGAGCACGACUGCUGGCGAAAAUCACCAAAUCCCUACGAACGGCCUUGACAACAGUUAUUUAGGAAACUCGUAUUCGUUGAGGGUUGUAUUAGUUAUUUCUUCGACCAUUCCCAGCCACAUUCUUGAACUCUGAAGUAAACUGAUUGCUUCAACGGAGACACAUUUCUAUUCAAUUAAAUGAAUAUAUAAAUAAUAUUUUGCAGUUUAUAUCCCGUCCUUGUUUCAUCUCAGUGUCUGAGUCUCAUGUUAAAUUUGCCCUGCAAUGUAUCACAAUCACCAUGUUCUGUCUUUCUGACCAAAAAUCUAUCACAAACGUGUGCGUGAGAAAUGUGAAAUUACAAAGUGUCAUAUUUUCAGCUUGGCUCCAGUAUCUUCAAAUGAUAUGAGCCUUAAGGCCAUCCUUAUCUCAGUGUUUAUUUCAACAACUGGCGGUAUUCAAUGGUUCGAGUCGUCUGAUCCAGGGGGUUAUCCAGCAAGCAGAUAUGUAGAAAGUAUUGGAAAAUGAUCACUGACUCUAUAUUAUCUUCUUCUGUAUGCUGUUACAGGGAAGACAUUGUGGGAGCAUAUAGUUGACAGAUUGUGUCCAGGUGUUAGGCUCUUUUGGGGUACAUGUUGUGGAGUUUUAGAGUAACUAAAACAAAGUCAAUCUACUGACGGCUUGGCCUUUCCCUGGACCUAAUAUUUUGAGAACCUGCUAUUGUGAUCUUGGAAUCAAUUUUUCUAUCAGACAUUUUUCUCCGGGAAAAGGGGGGGGGGACACUUCAGAUUACCGUGGGUGCAGUGCCAGUGGGUAGUGGUCAGAGGAAAACACUCGAGUAACGCCUCUGCCAGUGGCGUAGAAAGGAGAAGGAUGGGGUUGUUCUGCCAGUGGCGUAGAAAGGAGAAGGAUGGGGUUGUUCAUUUUGGUAUUAUUUUUUAUAUACAUGUGCAGCAUUUUUGGACAAAAGCAGAGUUUGUAUUGUGAAAGGAAGAGCGGCAAAAGUAGUAGGCCACCCAUAAUGGUAAUAAUACUAGAUAUGCCACUAGGCAGCGUCUAUAUCUUUACCAAAAUUAAAGACUAUUUCUUCGGGAUUUAGGGGGGAAAUUCAGGGCGCAGAUGAAUCUUGCUUAUAUUUAUAUAAAAUAAAUUUAUAUAAAUAAAAGCAAAGCAAAAAUCAUGAAUGUAAACUCAUCCAACCAAGAGCAUAUCUCCCUGGCAGGAAAUGCACUGGAAGAAGUGGAUGCCUUCACAUACUCAGGCACCAUUGACAUAUCUGGUGGGCCCGAAGCAGAUUUAUAAGCUAGAAUUAUAAAAGCCAAGUCAGCAUUUGUGCUAUUAUAGAAAUUAUGAGAGUUAAAGGUGCUGACUCUACACAACAAAGUCAUAUUUUUUACAUAAAUGUUAAAACAGUCCUACUCUAUGGGGCCGCAACUUUGGAGAAUAACCGUGAGCACUACGUAGAAAGUACAGACCUUUAUAAACAUUUGCCUUAGAAAGCUCCUGAUCAUCAAAUAACCAGACACUCACCAACAUAGACAUACUUAAAAGCACAUUCCAGGAAACUAUUGGUUAAGACCUCAUAAAGGAAACGAUAGAGUUAGAUAAGGCACACUCUCUGCAAACCUCAAGAUAGCAUCGCCAGACAAUCCUUAACAUGAAAUCCAUCAGGAAAAAAAGAAAGAAGAAAUUCCCUUAAAAUACAUGGAGACGCGAACUAGAUGCAGACACAUAAAAUAUGAGAUACAAUUGGAAGCAUCUGGAAAGGAAGCACAGAACCGAGACUUGUAGACGGCCUGUGCCCCAAACAGGUAAAAGGGCAUACGUAAGUAAGAUGAAUCUUGAGCGGUCGUAGGGAGCGAGGUUCUGUUUAUUAUUUCAAAAUUUAGGAAUGCAUUUUUUGAGUAUAUUUGAAUUAAAGGUUCAAUUAGACUUUGUGGACAAGGAAAAGAAAUUUGUAAAGGUCUGGGGAAACAUUUUUCUGCCAUUAUGUUAACUCCGAUUGUUGCGUGCCCCAUGGUCAUCAUUUGGCACAACUUAAAUUAUUCAAAUUGAUCCUGUAACUUUAAAUGGCUUGAAGGAAUGGGGUGUAUAAAUUGAGUGUGCUGAAGACAGCUUCGCAAAUUAAAAGACGCUGGUUUCUAUUUUGGCGCAUACUUGAACUCGGUGCUUCUUUCAGAUACUUGUGAGGUGACCUUUGAAACUGUCGCACUGGAAGCGCCAACAUUAGACAUUUUAAUGCUCAAAAACAUCUUUACCGCUGCAACAGGGGGAAAUGAACUAAAUUCAUUGCAGUUGUGGCGCCUUUGAGGGUAUAUAGUUUCCCUAGCCUCUUAAUUUGUUAAAGCCCCCAGGAAAUGUUUGACCAAUUGAAAAUACAAAAUGCAUUAUAGUAAAUAAUUUAAUUUAGUUUUGCAACAUUCUAAACUUAAUUGGAGAGCAACGAAAGAAAUGAAAGUUUAAAAAAAAUUAAGUGUCGCUUAACCCUAGACACAUCUACGGUGGGACUCGGAUAUUUAAGAGCCUUAAAGAUUUGAUGCGGGCAUUCUCUCUCUUAUAUUUCAAUUCAAUGUGGGGAAGGGCUAGAUUAAAAUGUGGCAAAGGGGGGCCUCGAAAAGUUAAGCGAUCACCCUGCUUGAGUUCUGGAAAAAAUAAUUAUAUUUUUUACUACAUAGUAAUGUAGCUUUCCUUUUUCUCUAAAAAAAAAAAGCAACAAAAACUUUUGUGGAUUAACUAAACGGCUAAUAAAUGACUUUUUUUUUUUUUUAAAAAAAGGUGUUUUUUUCAAAAAAAAACAUUGCUAACAAAAUUUUACAUAAUGAUUGCAAACAAAAAAAAAAAAUUACAUAAAAUAGUUAAAUUUUAAAAAUAUUUAGAAAAAAAAAAAAUUACAUAGUAAUGUAGCUUUCCUUUUUCUCUAAAAAAAAAAGCAACAAAAACUUUUGUGGAUUAACUAAACGGCUAAUAAAUGACUUUUUUUUUUUUUAAAAAAAGGUGUUUUCUUCACAAAAAAGCACUGCUAACAACAUUGUACAUGAUGAUUGCAAACGAAAAAAAAAACUUACUUAUAAUAGUUAAAUUUUAAAAAUAUUUCAACACAAAAAAAAAAUGUUAAGAAUAAAGGUAGACUAUACAAUAUUUUAAUGGGUCGUCAAAACGGAUAAUUUUCAUAAAUCUUAUAUGAGUGGCAUUAGUAUUUAAGGAAGACACGAGUUAUUUACAAAAUAGCAUUAAACAUUUUUUAAUGUGGGAUUUUAAAGGUAGGAAAUCGUAUAAAAAUAAAGUAUACAUUUCCUAGUAUUUAGUUUAUUGAAAUUUUCAUUCAGAAUUUCAAAAUACUAUAACUUUUUUCAGUUAAAUUACAAAUCGUUUCUUAGAUGUAUCUUAAAACAAUUGUGUUUACAAACCCAACAUAAUUUUUUUUUAUAUUGAACAAAGCAGGAAUACGAAUUUUUUCUAAAAAUAGUAUCGACAAAAUAAAAUUAUAAAAUUGGCAUGAUGAUCGAAUUCUCUUUAGCUUUCUUAUAAAUUUUCUUCUAGAUAAAAUAGUUUAUUGCUUUUUUUAAAAUCCGUGCAAAUAGGUGGUGCAUAAUAAAAAUAGGCUACGAAUUAAUUUUAACCUCUGUUAUUCAGGAAAUAAAUAAAUGAAUAAAAACAAUUUUUUUUUUUUGAGGAACUUGAGCUUUUUCAAGAAACGAAGCAGCACAUUGCGGGGCCUCGAUCCAGGGCUGGCACCAGCGGUGGCUACGCGGUUAACCUCUUUUUAAAAAAAAAAUUAUACCAACUAUAGGAAGCCCAUUGUGACUCUAACUGUGUGUUAAUAGCUGAUCACAUGAAAACCAAACAAUGGAUCGCACCAAAUAUGUCUUGGCCAUUGUUCAUGUCCCAUUAGAUGGUUUCUGGAAAGUGGUUUUAUAACCACCUAAUCCAAAAAGCUGUAGUUUUUUUUGUUUUUUUUUUGUUUUUUUUUUAAAAAAGGUAAAUUGUUGAGCGUGAAGGGUAAACACAAAUAUGUUUAAAUGGCUUGGAGCACGCAUUGAAAAUAAGGUUUGAUUCUGUGUUCGCAGUACAGUGUGCUUUUAAAACAGUUUUGCAUUAUUUUUUUGUUCAUCAGAACAUCGGCUGUUUAAUUCAAUCGUCUAUCUAUGAAUGUAUGAAAAAAGUGUUCCAACCUUUAAGAAAUUACAGUUCACAGCGUUGUAUAAGAGUGUUGAAAAUAAAAUUAGAAUUAUGACAUCGUUCAGAAAAGUGGAUAAAGGGAGCUAAGACGCACUAGGUCGUUUACAUUCCUUGGGUUUUUUUUAUAAGCGCCUUUAUAAAGUAGAUAGACUGGAACGAGCUUUUAAAAAAGAACAGCUGAAGCGAAAACAACUGCCACGUUUGUGUUCGUUGCCUCAGGCGUCCCAAACCCCAGAUUCUGAUAGCUCCCCUGAGUAGUACGUCGACCCUUAAUAUUCAGAUAGUGACACGGUAGUGUUACAGUUUCAAGUUUUUGCAAGAAACGGGUCAAUGGUAAAACAGAAAGAGACGAACAAUUUUUUUUUUUAAGUAUUAUUAUUCUUAACAUAUUAUCCUAAUCUGAGGUGUGUAACAUUAUCAGCUAUUCUCGUUUCGAUCGAAUUCAUUUCUGGCGUUCGAUAAGCUAAUCAAUACUAUACCAAUCGGAGACAAUGGGCUCCUUGGCCAUGAUGUUAAAGCUUAAAUACGUUUAGUACAGAUAUAAAAAAGAGGCUUGUCCUAUUCCACAUGAAAUAACUUAUCCUUUAUUUAGGAAUCAAUCAUCAAAGUAAUAUUUCCAGUGGCAUAGGAAUGGCGGGCGAAGGAGGUGGGUGAUUAUCCAUGAGCAGCAAUUUGAUUAUUUAAUUGUAAGGUUGUUAUAUUUUCGUCCAACUUGGGUGCUUGUUGCGUGGAAAGUGACGGGGUAGGGGCGACAAAAGUCUUUGCCUAUCCUGGGCUGGAUACAUCUAGCUUCGCCACUCCAUUUUUUUCAUAGGUCUCUUAUACUUAAUAUGAAGCGAGAAGAAACAACACCAUAUUUUAAAAUUUAGUGAUUGUUGAUUGUCACCAUGCACAAAGAUGAUUACUAAAUCUCAGUAUUUUAGGUGCAAGUCUAUAGAAUCCAUCUGGCAAAUCUGCUUGACUAUAUUGGAUAUGGCAUUUUAUUGAAUAGACAUACACCAUGAGCCGGGGACCCAUGCCUUGUAUGCGGGUGGGCGAGAGAUCCCUAGAUUGCCUACCCCAACCCUUCAUAUGCGAGAGAUCCCUAGAUUGCCUACCCCAACCCUUCAUAUCGAGAGAUCUCCAGAUUGUCUACAUCAACCCUUCACACAGGAGCGAUCCCUAGAUUUCCUACACCAACCCUUCAUAUUCGAGAGAUCCCUAGAUUGCCUACCCCAACCCUUCAUAUGGGAGAGAUCCCUAGAUUGCCUACCCCAACCCUUCAUAUGCGAGAGAUCCCUACAUUGCCUACCCCAACCCUUCAUAUGCGAGAGAUCCCUAGAUUGCCUACCCCAACCCUUCAUAUGCGAGAGAUCCCUAGAUUGCCUACCCCAACCCUUCAUAUGCGAGAGAUCCCUAGAUUGCCUACCCCAACCCUUCAUAUGCGAGAGAUCCCUAGAUUUCCUACCCCAACCCUUCAUAUGCGAGAGAUCUCUAUAUUGCCUACCCCAACCCUUUAUAUGCGAGAGAUCUCCAGAUUGUCUACAUCAACCCUUCACACAGGAGAGAUCUCUAGAUUGCCUACGCCAGCCCCUCAUAUGCGAGAAAUACAUAGAUCGCCUACCCAACCCCUCAUAUGCGAGAAAUCCCUAGAUCGCCUACCCCAACCCUUCACACGCGACCAGAGUAAAUACAGCAACAAUUAUUUUUUUCGGCUUUCGGCGAAGCCUUUUAUAAAAGUGGCUCUCAAACGUUCCUAAUACCACGACCCUUUCAUACAGUUCCUCAUGUUGUGGUGACCCCGCAACCAUAAAAUUAUUUUAGUCACUACUUCGUAAAUAUCUGUUUUCCUAUGAUCUUAGGUGACCCCUGUGUAAUGGUCGUUCAACCCCGAGGGGUCGCGACCUACAGGUUAAGAACCGCUGCAUUUACAGAUAUCAACGUUAAGCUUCGCAACUCAACCAGCCAUUAGGAAACCACUUACAAUCGACAUGGCUGAGCGAAUAGAGACAUUCAAAGCCGCGUGUUAUCAGGGGGGGGGGGAGGAGAGAUCUUAGUUUAAUCCUGUCACUAUUAAAUAGGGGUUUGCGCUUUUACCCCUGCUAUAUUCCAAUGAAAUCAGUAGCUUCAUUCACAGCGACCAUGUCAUCUGAGAGUGAUAGAUUUUAAACCUACAUUGUCACUUAAUUUUUCGAAUAACACAAAGGAUUUGAAAGCAACGGAAUGUUUGAGAUUACAUGACAACUUUAUUGAAGUAGAUGACCAGUCGUCAUAUUCCUUUCAAUAUGUCCGCACUAAAAAAAAAAUAAUAAUCUCCGACAUCACAUGGACUCUGCUUCUUCAAGUUCUCGGUAAUGCAGGGGAUGUUGAACAGAGGAACCCACACAUCUGGGGUGCUGGAGGCGGUGUCAGAAGUUGUGGGGGGGGGGCCUCGAAAUCAUGAUAACUUGCCUUUUUAUGACCAUUUUUAAAUGUAGAAGUAUUUUGUUUUGAAUUUGAGAUGAUGGUGUUGUGUAAAAAAAGAAAACUCCAAAGAAAUUAAGGCCAUAUCAAAUAACUUUAUUGAACAUCAUUUUCUUCACACCCAGAUAAUCUGUACUAUUAUAUUGUGGACUCUCUCUCUCUCUCUCUCUCUUCUUCUCUUUCCCUUCUCCAUCCCUCUCGCUCGUCCUUCAUCUACUUCUCUUCGCCUCUCUUCCGAUCUUACUCUCUCUCUCUCUUUAUCUACCUGCCUCAUCCUCCCUAUAUCUGCGUCUCUUUCCCUCUCUCGCACCAUAUCUAUAUAUCCUAUUUCUAUCUCCCAAUUCCUCUCUUAUUUUUUCUCUCAAUCUCUUACCCUCGUUUUCUCCUUAUCUCUGUUCUUCUCUCUAUCUUUUAACCUGGACGGACUCCCCUCAAUACGUUGUACUUCUCUACUUCCAUACUCGAAACUUUCUUAGUCUACUUUUAUGAUGAAAUCAGGGUUUCGCUCAUGCUUGCUCAAUCUUUUUUUUCCCCCCUCAUGAUCAAACCGUCAGCCAGUUAUAAAUCCCCACCCUCCCCAGCCGUCCAAAUAAGCCUCGUUGGAAUGGCGUUGUAUUCUUUCUUUCACCCUUGGCACGCUUAGGGAACAGAAGCAUCUAAUUGCAAAUCCCACGUGUGAGAAGAUCGGCCUGCAAUUUCAUCUACCUCGUUUGAAGUUGCAAGAAACCACAGCCCUUUAGCAGUUAGAUUUGGGGGCUAAUGUCCGAGGCUUGAUUUUAAGGAGUCCACCCAGCUCUACGCAUUCACCUACCCCACUGCCCUAAAAAAACUUUUGAUGGCAAUCAGAGGAGGCCCCAUUUCUAAAAUAGAAGUAGCCUCAAGCAUUGAGCGUUCGGUCCAGAUCAUCAAAAAUAUAUAAUGAAUUGACAAGAUAAUUUGUAACUAUCAGAAAACACGUAUCUUACAACAGAGCAGUAAGUAGUAAUGAAGAAAUGUUUCAGUUACUACCGCAGGUCAGUCAUCCAUAGCCAUUAGAAACGAAACAGUAAAUGUUAUAUGCAAAAGUGGAUAUAAUACAUUCCUAUAAUCAUUUGAAAUUCCAUUCUGUAAGACGUAUAUUUUUAUUAAACUUUUUUUUAAAAUUUGAUGUAAAUAAAAGGUACUUUUCUUUCUGAAAAAAUGGUUUACAAUUUCUUUUCAAUUACAUAUCUGUGUAUAUGAAUGAACAUAUUUACCAUUGUGGCUGAUUUGCUUUUGCUGGCAUCCGUCCGUCACUAUAUGACGACGGUGUGGGCUUCGGAGGACGAAAUCUACAAGGCCUGGGAAAUUCUUCAAGGAUUUUUCAAGUAUAACCCAAGGGAAAAUCAUUCGGAUGAUACAGCUUGGCACCAGUGGCGUAGUUGGAGUUGUCGGAAUGUUUUAUUGUAACAAUGUUAUCCGCCUUUUGGGACUCCAUCUCCGAGUUUGAUUUCAGAGUUUCCUUCUCUUAGAUGAGUGGCCAUCCAAGGUUAACGAUUCCCAUCUACCCGGGGUGCUGGUGAUGUUUUUGCUUGACUGGGCUUUGGCUGGAAUAGAUCUCAGUUUAGACCACUUAGCCACCCAGCAAAUAAUCUAUUAUUUGAAUCUAUCAUUAAAUCACCUAGUCGCGAGCAGGUGGUAACUCAUAAGAGAGUCAUCAUUUCAACACAACUCUAUGUUUUUCUAGCUGGCAACCAACAAACUCCUUUUACACGAUGACUCUUCUUCUUCUAGUUUUUGAGGGCCCACGAUCAAUGAGUUGGUUACUCUGGCUCCUAUAUUUUAGGGGGUGUGCGAUGUUACUCUGCAUGGUUUUGAAGGGGUUGCUUCACUGGUUGCAAGGGCUACUCAGCAGUGCUAUUAUGAACUGUGGGUUGGAAGAUAUUAGGCAAUAGACGCAAAUGUGUCAAGUGUAGUCCCCUCAACUGUUGCUAUUGGAAGCCUGUUCCAGUCCCUUAUUGUCGUUGGCAGCAAUGAGGAGCUUCUCUGCUGAAUUCUUGUUUUUACUAGCCGGAACUGCCUGUCGUGGCCUCGUCGCUGUCUAGGGGGAUAUAGACAAGUUUCUUUUUAAUGCUGGAGCAGUGGACCAGCCCAAUUUUCAUCUAGUAAAACAUGGAGAACCUUGAUUGUCGUAGUCGUUCUUCCAAUGGUGACCAGCCCAGUAUUUCCAGCAUACUGCCAACGCUUGAGGUCUUUAUGUAGCGGUUCAGGGCAAAGCGUGCUGCUCGUCGCUGGAUCGACCCAAACCUGUCCGAUGCUCUUCUGGGUUAAUUGAUCCCAGACUGAAGAUGAAUAUUCUAAAAGCAGCGGCACUUAGGCUUUAUAGGCUUUUUCUUUUCACUUAUGAGUUGCAGAUCAUCAGAUUUUGCCUUAGGAAUCCUAGGGUCUUUUUUGCCCGGUUGCUCACAUUGUUAAUGUUUUUGUCCCAGCGAACCUCUCUUUGAAUCGUAACACCUAGGUACCUAACGGAGGAAACUUACUCAAGAAUAUGGCAUUGCAAUUCAUAAGGGUGGAGUAGAGGGAUCUGCUUCUGGAGACUGACAUGGUCUGGCACUUGACGGGAUGAAAUUCCAUAUCCCAGCUCAAUUCCCACUCUGCUAUCCUAUGGAGGUCCUGUUGUAGCUGGUCGUGGUCAGAACUGUUGGCGAUCAUCCUAUACACCACCGUGUCGUCUACGAACAGUCUUGCUUGAGAGGUCAGCUUCUCGGGCAGGUCAUUGAUAUAUGCUAGAAAAAAACAGGGGCCUCGCACCGAGCAUUGGGGGACCCUUGUCUUAACACGAAAAACGAGGAGGUUGUGCCUCUACCACUACUGCCUGGCAUCGGUCGCUGAGGAAGCAAGAGAUCCAUGUUUUGGUAGUGCCUUGGAUCCCAUAUCUCUGCAGUUUGUGUAAUAGUAAAAUAUGAUUGGAACGGUCAAAUGCCCUUGAGAAGUCCAGCACAAGGAAAUCAGUGUAUUUACUGUUCAAUUAAUUGGUCGUCAUUUCUUCAGCAAAUUCAAGGAGUUGGGUCUUACAUGAUCUGUUGACUCGGAAGCCAUGCUGACACUCAUUUAGUAUAUUGUGGCUUUCUAGAUGAUUCAUGACCGCACCUAGGUUUAUGUGCUUGAAUAAUUUCCAAACUACGCUGUUGAGGGAUAACGUUUGGUAGUUGGCAGGGUCGUAAUGAUCCCCUUUUUGGUAGUUUGGAGGGACAUGUGCUGUUCUCCACUCGGUUGGAGCGUUGCCUGUGAAUAGCGACGAUUGGAAGCGGAUUGUCGGCGAAGAGGCGAUUUCAUUGGCCAAUUUUUUUUAACACUCAUGGUUUGAUGUUGUCAGGACCACAUGCCUUUUAGGGGUUAAUGGUUUUAAGGAGCGCCAGCCUGCUCUGAAAUCUAGAUAUCUUCCAUGACGGGGUAGGCUGUGCUCAUCAUGUUGGUCUUCAGAAGGAACUUAACCUCUCAGUACUCUCUACAAUCACCAAAGGCCGACUGGACCUGCUGAUUGAGUAUGUCCACCUGUGCUUUUAGUUCAGACGUCAAAGGGCCGUCCCAUCUCGGGGGGGGGGGAACCCAAGUGUUUUAUGACUUUGGUGCUUGACGUAGCUCCAGAAGCACUUGCUCUUGACACCCUUGGCCGGAGUAUCUUUCUCUGAAAAGAUGCGGUUGAGGUAGUUCCAGUAAGAUCAGCGCAGUAAGCGCUGGAUGGUUCGGCGAAGCCUCAGUACCUCGGCUUUCAGUUUGACCGAGCCAUUCUUCUUCAUUCGUUUGUACCAGCGGUCUCUCCUGUGUAUGAGCCUAAGGAUUUCUGCCGUGACCCAUGACUGAUUUGUCUUAGGCUUGGUGGUCUUGUGUGGAAUGUAUUUAUUAACAUCAUCAUUAUUGAGUUGAAAUACUUCAUUCACAGCUCUUAUGUUGUCGCGUUUCGCUGAAUCUCAUGCAUGUUAGAUGCAUGUCGUGUCUCUUCUCAUGCUAUCCCAGCCUGCCUUUGCUUAAAUGGGGAUUUCUCGCACAGUCUGCUUCUUUUUUUAGUGCGCACGCUUAAAGUUCGCGGUGUGGUUUGCAGUGGUCUGAUAUCUCGGGGAUGACCUCAAAUCGUGGGAUGAGAUGUGGACUAUUGAUUAGGAGUAGGUCGCGAGUGUUUUCUCUUCACGUGGGUUCGUCAACCAUGUGUUCCCGACCUUGGUUUUUAAUUAUCUCCAUGAAUUCAGAGUAUGGGAUAGGGUAUGGGGACUUGGGCUUCAAGGUAGACCAGUUCCAACCAGGAAAGUUGAAAUCUCCCACUAUAAAGGGAAAAAUCGUUUUUGACUGAAUUGCUCUCUAAAGUGAAAUAUGAAAAGUUGAAUGAAAGUAAACAAGGCGCAUAACCUAUGACAUAAAGUUAUCGGGAAUUUUAUUUUAUUAAAAUCUUGGGCAUCAUAAUUAUUUCCUUUAUCUUGCCCUUGAAAAACGGGGAAAAAAUAACUUUUUUUUGGGUGGGUGCGGCCGAGAGUUUGACAAAGUGUGUUGUCAUUGUCAACGAAUCUAUGUGCCGAAUUUAGGCUCGAUGGCUUUUCAAGAAGUGGUUUAAUUUGCCAUCUGAAGAUUUUGCCACACAGCCAGAAACAAACGGGUAAAAGUGAAAUUAAUAUAAAGGAUUUUAAAAAGGGUGGCAAGGAGGAAAAAAAAAAUGUUUAAGUGGGCCUGACGAAAUAAACUUAAAUUUUCUAAACAAAACAAUUUUCAUUCAAUCGCAGACAUCUACCCUGAACAGUCGUACAUGAAACAAAAUAUUACAAUGGUAUAAGAAAUCAUCGCGUGUUUUGUUAUAGUUAUCAUUUGUAAUAUCCUUUGUGGUGAAUAGUCCAUGCUCCUGGGUGAUCGUUUGAACCUACAUUGUAUAAUAAUAUAUAAUCAUUAAAGUUCGAAAAAUUUUUAAAAGUUGAAACAAGCAAGUUAAAGCUUUAAUUGAUAUGUUUCUUCCUUUUUCAGUUUAACACAGUAAACACUGACCGAAAGAGGGCGUCACAAGUUAUUUUAAGACAUCUGAAAACAAGACAUCAGGAGACAAGGCAUCUGGACACAAGUCAUCUGAACACAAAAUCUGGAUGCAAAACAUCUAGACACAAGACAUUGACUGGAUUCAGCAAGUAGGAGCACACAUAGGAUUUAAAAACGACCAAAACCAAGAAUAAUUGCCAGGGAAUGAUAUGACGCUCAUAGAAAAAUGUUAACUAAAUCUUAUUUUAACUUAUAAACGUUUGGAACUAUUGCGUCUUCCUCAUAUUGUUUGUUAAAAGCUGUUUAAGAGGGAUGUGACUCUGCAAUACUGCAGUGCUGUUGACAACCAGCCUUGGAAUAACACCUCAUUUUCCAUUUGGCUUUACACACAAGAUUUUAAAUGACCAUCUUUGGCUGAUUAGGCUGUAACUUAUAAUUAAUCCCCUAACACCAUGAUCACGAAAAACAUCAGGAGGAUGAGCUCUCGGCGCGGUUUUGGCAUCUUGUUUGCGGCCCUAGUCUUGCCCUCCGUUAGUUAUCUCUCUUUUAGGGUACACUACAAGAUAUUUCCCCGUGAUGAACCCGUGUUCGUCCAGGGGCACACUCCUAAAACCGACUCGCUGGUUAGCAUGACAUCUAAGAUAACCACCCCUGGUCUGUCGACCGUUGUGAAACAACUGAAAUCUACCUUUCGACCUUCGGACAGACCGGAUAUUAUUUCUGCCAUUCCCAUUUUAAAAGAGAUCAACACUGCAAACUCCACAGUGAGAGAAACUAUCAACGCAGGGCCCAUAACUGGAACAGUAAAACCUUCUUUAGUGCCCCUGGGUCCCAAUUCCUCCAUCACUUCUGAUGCCCCUCACUCUAAAUCCGGCUACCUCUUUAAUUCAACCGAAGACAUAUUUAAAAAUCUCACCAAACCCUCGGGUGGGACCACCUUGUUCACCUACAUUCCAGAGGACGAGUACCUUAAAUCCAACUGGAACAACUACACGUCUUCUCCUGCCAUGAGGACUUAUUUAAACUACCCCUUGCUUAUAACCGGGGAGGACAUCUGUUUAAGGGACGUCCCAUUUCUCCUGAUCAUCAUACCUUCGGUCGUGGAUAACAGAGCACAUAGGGACGCUAUUCGAAAGACAUGGCUAGGAGCUGCAGAGACCAAUUCCUGGCCUCAGGCGCAAGUCAGAAAAAAGAUCAAACACAUAUUUUUAUUUGGUUUGAAGGUAGAUAGAAAAAGGGAAGACCUCCGUAUUUUGAAAAACGAAUCUAUUCUCUACAAUGACAUUGUUGUGGCAGAUUUUGAAGAUUCUUAUAGAAACUUGACUAUUAAAAUGCUCGUGGGGCUCCAAUGGGUGCUUAAGUUUUGCAACAUGGCGGAAUUCGCUUUAAAAGUCGACCAAGAUACCUUUAUAAACGCCCCUCUCAUGGUCGAGUACUUACUUCAUGUUCGGGACAAUAUAGAUAACGAUACAUUCGUCGUGGGCUUGAAAUAUAUUCGUAGCAAACCGCCCGUGGUGAGAGGCGGUAGAUGGGGGGUGGCGAAAGAGGAAUUCCCUUUACCCUUCUACCCCAUAUACCUCUACGGACACACCUACGCCGUCAGCAGGGCCAGCGUCGGCGUAAUCGUUUCCGCCGCGGAGCGCGUGAGACUCAUCGCCCCCGAGGACGCCUUCAUCACGGGGAUCCUCACGAAGCUGUCGGGCGUCCCCCGGCUCGACGCGCCCUGCUUCACCGUGGUCGGC
Messenger RNA from Lymnaea stagnalis (great pond snail), 20529 nucleotides. The record is from the annotation of a GenBank genome assembly. NCBI's taxonomy places the organism in Eukaryota, Metazoa, Mollusca, Gastropoda, Lymnaeidae.